Messenger RNA from Myodes glareolus (Bank vole), 2448 nucleotides. It is a transcript of the gene Kdf1, whose product is annotated as keratinocyte differentiation factor 1. Lineage: Eukaryota; Metazoa; Chordata; Mammalia; Rodentia; Cricetidae. Gene Ontology annotation, biological process: regulation of epidermal cell division; keratinocyte development. Gene Ontology annotation, cellular component: cell junction. The record is from RefSeq and is a predicted model, not a curated record.
GGGGCCACCAGACCCUCGAGCAUCCUUGUGAUGCCUUCGAAUGCAGGGUGACUGAGCCCGUUUUCCCAGGCUCUCGCUAAACACCAAUGCCUCAUUGGAGCGCUAUAAAGACACUAAUUUCUUCCGUUCAGGCAGAUGGGAUUUUCAAAUUUUAUUUGUAUUUUAUUUCACUUUGGUUAAUUUUUUAUGUAUUUAUUUUUAAUUAUAUUCAAUUUAAUUAAGUAUAUAUUUAGUUUUUGUUUUUGAGAUAGGGUCUCAUAUGGCCCAGGCUCCUUGUCAUACUGUCUUGUGUUGGGUUUAGGGGCAUGGGCCACCUAACUACUCUAAGGGGAACUUAUUUAAAGAUGACGAAACGGAGACCAAGAGUCUUGUUCCAAGCUAAAAGAGAGGUGAGAAUUGGCCCCACUAUAUUAGGUGACCGGUGUUACUGAAUUGGUAGGAGGGGGAGGAGCAGGGACCCUGAUGGGGAAAGGAAGAUGUAGCCUGGAAUGAAUGGGCCAUUGGAAGGGACAUUGAGACCAGACACUAUCACACCACAAGUAGGAAGGCUGAUUGGUUGGUUGUUAGGAUUUAAGACAGGGUCUCUCUUUUGUAGCCCAGGCUGAUCUUGUUGAACUCCAGGGAAUCUGCCUGCCUCAGGCUCUUCAGUGCUGGGCUUACCUGAGUGAGCCGCCAUCCUUGGUUUAUCCUAGGCUUUGCCCAUUUUGUCCCCGUUCUUCCCUGACUGGAGAUGUGGCACAGAACAAGGUACCUGGGCUGAAGAGCCCUAGCCCACCACACAACAGUUUGCCAUCUUGCUCUAACCCCUCCUCUGAGCUUCAGAUUCCUGGGCUGUGGAGUGAAGGUGCCUGGCUGCAGCAAGCCAUGCUCUGAGUCAUGCCCAGGCCCGGACAGCCUCGCCCAUCGAGUGGGCCUCCACGCUUGGGUCCCUGGGAGAGGCCAACAGAGCUAUGCCUGGAAACCAAUGAUGAGCGCUCCCAGCCCCCACCAGGCCGCCGCACCCGCAGGCCAGACCCCAAGGAUCCUGGCCACCACGGGCCAGAGAGUAUCACCUUCAUUUCAGGCUCUGCAGAACCGGCCACCGAGCCCCCAACCUGCUGCCUCCUUUGGCGCCCCUGGGGGUGGGACUGGUGCAGGGCUGCCUUCUGCUUUCGCCGCUGCAGGGAUUGCCUGCAGCGCUGUGGGGCUUGUGUGCGGGGCUGCAGCCCCUGCUUAUCUGCUGGGAACCCCACUGAGGGGUCUGCCGAAGCCGCCUGGGUCAAAGAGCCUAAUGGUGUGCCACCCAGCCCGGACCGUGCACCUCCCAGCCGCCGAGAUGGCCAGCGGCUCAAGUCCCCCAUGGGCAGCAGCUUCAGCUAUCCUGACGUUAAGCUCAAAGGCAUUCCGGUCUACCCCUACCGCCAUGCCAUCUCCUCAGUCCCUGACUCGGACUCCUGUUGCAAGGAGCCCCUACCCGAGCCUCCUCCCACACGGCACAGCCUGCCCAGUACCCUCCCCAGCAGCCCCCGCGGCUCCGAGGAGUAUUACUCCUUCCACGAGUCGGACCUGGACCUGCCCGAAAUGGGCAGUGGCUCCAUGUCGAGCCGGGAGAUCGACGUGCUUAUUUUCAAGAAGCUGACAGAGCUAUUCAGUGUACACCAGAUCGACGAGCUGGCCAAGUGCACGUCGGACACCGUGUUCCUAGAGAAGACCAGCAAGAUCUCAGACCUGAUCAGCAGCAUCACACAGGAUUACCAUCUGGACGAGCAAGACGCCGAGGGCCGCCUGGUGCGCGGCAUUAUCCGCAUCAGUACCCGCAAAAGCCGUUCCCGCCCACAGACUUCCGAGGGGCGCUCGGCACGCUCUACUGCCCCUGCUGCUGCCCCUGAUAGUGGCCAUGAGACCAUGGUGGGCUCUGCCCUCAGCCAGGACGAACUGACCGUGCAGAUCUCCCAGGAGACAACAGCAGAUGCCAUCGCCAGGAAGCUGAGGCCAUAUGGAGCCCCAGGGUAUCCAGGCAGCCAAGACUCAUCCUUCCAGGGCACGGACACAGACUCUUCAGGGGCACCCCUGCUGCAGGUGUACUGCUAACCCCCACUGGCCCAGCAGUCACAGCCCCUCUUGGAAGAAGCAUAGCCAGCGGAGUCGAGGAACCAGGACCCCUUUGUGUGGAGGCCAGAUCCUGAGCCCAGCAGUGACCUCUGGCUUCUCCUUUCACUGAAUGACUUUAGACCACAUACAUUUCACAGGACCAUGGUGCCCCUGUCCUCUGCCUGUUCAGCUGGACUCACUGCUGCCUGGGACUGUUUCUUCCUGUGAGCUGAAAGCAAAGUCUUGGGAAGUAGCUUUCCAGUUUCAGUCCCACGUCACCCUAAGCAAUUAUGGAAACUACAUAGGUUGGGUUGGGGACAGAUGGCCUCUAUAUGUGAUUCUCUGGGCAGUGCCCACCUAUUAUAUUGCUGAGCAGUU